AGAAGCGGCGCGAUCAUGGCGGAGCGCGGUCAGCUACCUCCACCCGCGAAGCGCCUCUGCUGCAGACCCGGCUACGGCUCGGGAUGCAGGCCGGGCGGGCGGGUGGGCGGCGCCGGCCCCGGCAGCGGAGCGCUCUGUGCCGGCCCCAGCUCCGCAGUCGCCGCCGCCGCCCUGGGGCUGCUGCCGCUGGGCAAGACGCAGAGCCCCGAGUCCCUGCUAGACAUCGCGGCUCGUAAGGUGGCGGAAAAGUGGCCCUUCCAGCGGGUGGAGGAGCGGUUUGAGCGGAUCCCGGAGCCGGUGCAGCGCAGGAUCGUCUACUGGUCCUUCCCCCGCAGCGAGAGGGAGAUCUGCAUGUACUCCUCCUUCAACACCGGCAGCGACGACCCUGCCGCCGUUCCCGGGGGGGCCGCCGCGCCCGGCGGGGCAGCGGACGCCGCCGACGAAAACCGCCUGCCCUUCCGCAGGGGCAUCGCGCUGCUCGACGGCGGCUGCGUCGAUAACGUCCUGCAAGUCGGUUUCCACUUGAGUGGCACAGUGACAGAACCUGCAAUGCAAUCGGAGCCAGAAACUGUUUGCAAUGUAGCUAUCAGCUUUGAUCGUUGCAAGAUUACCUCAGUGACCUGCAGCUGUGGAAACAAGGACAUAUUUUAUUGUGCCCAUGUUGUGGCACUCUCUUUAUACCGGAUCCGCAAGCCAGAUCAGGUCAAACUGCAUCUUCCCAUUUCAGAGACGCUCUUUCAAAUGAACAGAGACCAACUACAAAAAUUUGUACAGUAUUUGAUCACAGUGCACCAUACAGAAGUUUUGCCAACUGCUCAAAAGUUAGCAGAUGAAAUUCUUUCUCAGAAUUCAGAAAUCAAUCAAGUCCAUGGUGCUCCUGACCCAACAGCAGGUGCUAGCAUAGACGAUGAAAACUGCUGGCAUUUGGAUGAGGAACAGGUCCAAGAACAAGUUAAACUCUUCCUAUCCCAGGGCGGAUACCAUGGAUCAGGGAAGCAGCUCAAUUUACUUUUUGCAAAGGUGCGAGAGAUGCUUAAGAUGAGAGAUUCAAACGGAGCUCGCAUGUUGACGUUAAUAACGGAACAGUUCAUGGCUGACCCUCGUUUGGCACUUUGGAGACAACAAGGAACUACAAUGACUGACAAGUAUAGGCAGCUCUGGGAUGAACUGGGUGCUCUGUGGAUGUGUAUAGUCUUAAAUCCCCACUGCAAGUUGGAGCAGAAGGCCAGUUGGCUAAAACAGCUGAAAAAAUGGAACAGUGUGGAUGUUUGUCCCUGGGAAGAUGGAAACCAUGGAAACGAGCUGCCCAAUUUAACCAAUGCUUUGCCUCAGGGUGCAAAUGCUAACCAAGAUUCAUCGAGCAGGCCCCAUCGGACGGUGUUCACUCGAGCCAUUGAGGCAUGCGAUCUUCACUGGCAGGACAGCCACUUACAGCACAUUAUCAGCAGUGACCUAUACACCAACUACUGUUACCAUGACGACUCUGAAAACUCUCUCUUUGACUCUCAUGGGUGGCCCCUCUGGCAUGAACAUGUUCCUACUGCCUGUGCAAGGGUGGAUGCAUUACGAUCUCAUGGAUACCCAAGAGAAGCACUGAGGCUAGCAAUAGCUAUUGUUAAUACACUAAGAAGGCAGCAGCAGAAACAACUGGAAGUGUUCCGGGCUCAGAAGAAAGAACUUCUCCACAAAGGAGUAACCUCAGUAACGAAUCUUGAAGGUUGGGUGGGGCAUCCUUUGGAUCCAGUUGGCACUCUCUUCAGCAGCCUAAUGGAAGCCUGCAGGGUGGAUGAUGAAAGCUUCCAUGGAUUUGCAGACUUCAUAGAGAACAUGGGGCAAUGCAAAUCUCUGGAGUACCAGCACCUGCCUGCACACAAGUUCUUAGAAGAAGGGGAAUCGUAUUUAACGCUGGCUGUGGAAGUAGCAUUGAUAGGGCUGGGACAGCAACGAAUAAUGCCAGAUGGCUUGUAUGCACAAGAGAAGGUUUGUCGAAAUGAGGAGCAACUCAUUUCUAAGCUACAGGAAAUUGAAUUGGAUGAUACUCUGGUGAAGAUUUUUCGAAAACAAGCAGUCUUCCUAUUAGAAGCUGGACCAUAUAGUGGAUUAGGGGAAGUCAUUCAUCGAGAGAGCGUUCCAAUGCACACAUUUGCCAAGUAUCUCUUCACCUCUCUCCUACCUCAUGAUGCUGAAUUGGCAUACAAAACUGCACUGAGAGCCAUGCGGUUGCUAGUAUUGGAAUCUACAGCUCCUUCAGGAGACAUGUCCCGCCCACACCACAUUGCAUCAGUUGUUCCAAACCGGUAUCCCCGCUGGUUCACUCUAAGUCACAUUGAAUCCCAGCAGUGUGAGCUGGCGUCAACCAUGUUAACAGCAGCCAAAGGUGAUGUUCGGAGGCUGGAAACAGUGUUAGAAUCCAUACAGAAAAACAUACACUCUUCAUCACACAUCUUCAAACUUGCCCAGGAUGCAUUUAAAAUAGCAACACUCAUGGACAGCUUGCCUGACAUCACUCUUCUAAAAGUUUCUCUGGAGUUGGGCCUUCAGGUGAUGCGGAUGACACUGUCAACACUGAAUUGGCGACGGCGGGAAAUGGUGAGGUGGCUGGUAACAUGUGCAACAGAAGUAGGUGUUUAUGCACUGGAUAGCAUCAUGCAAAACUGGUUUACACUAUUCACUCCAACCGAAGCCACUAGUAUUGUUGCUACAACAGUGAUGUCCAACGGCACCAUUGUCCGUCUGCAUCUGGACUGCCAUCAGCAGGAGAAGCUGGCCAGCAGUGCUAGGACGCUUGCUCUACAGUGUGCCAUGAAGGAUCCCCAAAACUGUGCCCUCUCUGCACUGACCUUAUGUGAAAAGGAUCAUAUAGCUUUUGAGACCGCUUACCAAAUUGUUCUAGAUGCUGCUACAACCGGCAUGAGCUACUCGCAGCUUUUUACUAUAGCGCGAUACAUGGAGCACCGCGGCUACCCUAUGCGGGCCUACAAGCUGGCCACUUUGGCCAUGACACAUCUCAACCUGAGUUACAAUCAGGACACACACCCUGCCAUUAAUGACGUUCUGUGGGCAUGUGCGCUCAGCCACUCCCUUGGGAAAAAUGAGCUAGCAGCUAUAAUACCUCUGGUGGUCAAAAGUGUCAAAUGUGCAACAGUACUAUCAGACAUUUUGCGUAGGUGUACUUUGACCACUCCUGGCAUGGUGGGACUUCAUGGAAGGAGGAACUCUGGUAAGCUCAUGUCACUGGACAAAGCCCCUUUAAGGCAACUCUUGGAUGCCACGAUUGGAGCCUACAUUAAUACGACUCAUUCACGUCUCACUCACAUCAGCCCUCGACACUAUAGUGAGUUUAUAGAGUUCCUCAGCAAGGCUCGAGAGACCUUCUUAAUGGCUCAUGAUGGACACAUCCAGUUUACACAGUUCAUUGACAACCUAAAACAAAUCUACAAGGGCAAAAAGAAACUGAUGAUGUUGGUUCGUGAGCGGUUUGGUUGAUGAAAAUGUGUGAAUGGGGGGGGGCUGAGGGAGGGAAGGGGUGGUUUGUUUUUACUUGAGCCUGCCUUUGUAUCCUUUUUAACUUAAAGAAACAGAGCCACACCGGUAUUAUAUGUGUAUAGUUAUAUUGAGUUUGCAAACUAAACUGUCAUGUUGUGGAAGUUUGUGUGUUUAAUUUUUUUCCUUUUUUCUGUUUUGUGUGAGAGAGAGGUUAAAAAAGGUUUGGUUUACACUGAGUAUAUGUUGUCAAGUGGCAAAAGCCCACAUUGCUCUCCUGUUCUUUCUGUAUACGUUCACAGCCUCAAAAACAAACGUAUAUUGCAAUGGCUUUAAAAACCAAACAAAACACCUCCAUCCUGUGAUAAGUACCUCGAAUGGAUUCAGCUUUACUCCUUUGUAACUCAUCCUUACAUUUCAGCAUAUUUAAACAAGCCAACAAAUGAAAUACUAAUAGUUAAAAGGCUGACCACGUGGCUUUGCAGUGCUGUUCAUCCAGAAGCAUGGCACACAAUGCUUGUGCAUGUGGAAACUUAGCGACUGUCAACAUACAUUCUCAGGGAUUUAUCAAAAAAAUUAAAAAAAAGAAUGAGAGCAUUUAUUGUACUGUAUAUAUAUUAUAGUAUAUGUCUGAAUAUUGAAAAAUAUAACAUUAACUAAUUUAUAAAAAAAUCUAUGUAAUGCAAAAUACUUGAAGCUGCAGUAGCUUGGUUUUAAACAAAAAAGAAAACCUAUCAGAAGGACUAAAGUGCGCCUUGCUUCAGGGUUGGCUCAGGUGGUGAACUAUAUGCUGGGCAUCUAUGCAGAGCCACCUUUUGGAUUGCAUGGUUGGACUGAUAACUAAUGGGGAAAAUUUUAUAUAUAUAUAUUUAUACAACCCGUGUAUACAUACAUAUGUAUACACACAUACACACAUGCUUGUAACAGGCACUAUAGUAAAGAGGGACAACAAAAAAUACACAGCCAGAGCAGCAAGCCUUAGCAUUAAGAAUACAGUAUGCCAGAAUUGGGGUUUGUGCCUCCUAGCCUAGAAAACUUAAAAGAAAUAUCCUUUUUGACACAAAACACAAAAUGUUUUCCAAAAUGAUUGACGUGAUACAUUACGCCUUUGCAGUGAGCUAAUAAUAAGCUAACCUUUGUGCACAAAUAACAUAUAUAUAUAUAUUAUAUAUAUAUAUUCUGCAUAGGUAUUUUGACUUUGUGCAGGACAGAAAGUUGUGUAGGUAUGACUGUUCUACUUUUCAGUUUGUUUUUUUAAUAUAUUUUAUUUUCUCUAGAAUUACUCAGACAAAAGCAGCCUUCUAUCUUGCCUUGUCUUAAUGCUUUAAAAUAACCAAACUGGAGAUCUAACUACCAAACUGUUCAUUAUAUUAUUAAAUACCAACUUUGGUUACAGUAUAGUGUCUUUACUUUAGCUGAUGGUUCUGUAUCCUUGUGCUUUUUAAAGCAGUUUUUAUGUUUUGGUGCAAAAGUUGUCCAGUGUCUCUUGUUCCCUUCAUUAGAGAACAUGCUAGAGGUAUGUUUGUAGGUAUUUUUGUUUAGAAAAACUAUUUCAUGCUCUCCAUUUUAUUUAUUAUAAUAGGUAAAAAGGUUGUACUUCAUCACCCAUGUAAACAUGCUCAUGAAGUUGAAAGUAAUUAAGAUUUGAUACACUGAUAUCAAUUUAUUUAUGUAACUAAAUCACUGUUUUAUAAACUUGUUAAUGAUCAACAAUUUUUUUGUUUUGAUUAAAAUUAGUUUUUUGAAAGUUGA
Molecule: messenger RNA, 5235 nt
Organism: Numida meleagris (helmeted guineafowl)
Lineage: Eukaryota; Metazoa; Chordata; Aves; Galliformes; Numididae
Gene: ZSWIM6
Product: zinc finger SWIM-type containing 6
Exons: 14
Coding region: 16-3486 (1156 amino acids)
Cellular component (GO): Cul2-RING ubiquitin ligase complex
Molecular function (GO): zinc ion binding
Source: RefSeq, a predicted model, not a curated record